Monodelphis domestica (gray short-tailed opossum) is the source of this 4407-nucleotide messenger RNA. It is a transcript of the gene NOLC1, whose product is annotated as nucleolar and coiled-body phosphoprotein 1. Lineage: Eukaryota; Metazoa; Chordata; Mammalia; Didelphimorphia; Didelphidae. The record is from RefSeq and is a predicted model, not a curated record. Gene Ontology annotation, cellular component: nucleolus; nucleoplasm. Gene Ontology annotation, molecular function: protein binding.
CCUUCAUUCUCUGCAUCUCAGAAUGAUAUCAUUGUGUGCGACGUACAGCCCUGAGUCGCGCCAGUGACGCAUUUGGACCUAGAGGAUGGCGGAGCAAGAGUUGUUACGCGUGGUGCCCAGCGACUUAUUCCCUCUUGUGCUUGGUUUCCUGCGCGACAAUCAGUUUCCGGAGGCGGCUAGCAAGUUCGCUAAGGCUACGGGAACCGCCCAACAAGACCCCAACGCCACUUCCCUUUUGGAUAUCUAUAGUUUCUGGCUCAAUAGGUCUUCCAAGUCUCAAAAGCGGAAGUUGCAGGCUAACGGACCAGUGGCAAAGAAGGCUAAGAAAACAGCUGCUUCUGGUGACAGCAGUCAUAAAGGAGAGUCCAAACAGCCUCCAGCUAAGAAACUAGCCACCAAGUCACCUGCUACUUCCCCUCAGCCUGGGAAGUCACCUAUUCCUGCCAAAGCAGCAGAGAGUAGUAGUAGCAGCAGUGAAGACUCCAGUGAAGACUCUAGUGAAGAAGACAAAGAAAGCCAGAAGAAGCCUGUCCAGAAGGGAGCCAAGCCCCCAACCAAGGCAGCCAAACCUUCCCCUAAGGCAACCCAGCCCAAGAAAACUGAAAGUUCCAGUUCUGACUCCGACUCCGAUUCUGACUCUGACUCUGACUCUGACUCUGACUCUGACUCCAGCUCAGAGGAUGAAGCUAACAAGAAACAGAAACCAAAGACUCCAGUUAAGACCCCAGUUAAGACCCCAGUUAAGACUCCAGUUAAGACUCCAGGCAAAGCCACAGCUAAGACUCCAGUUAAGACCCCAGCUAAGCCAGGCACAACUGCCCAAGUCACCUCCAAAUUAGCCAAUGGCAAAGCUGGUAAAAGCAGUAGCAGUAGCAGCAGCAGCAGCAGCAGCAGCAGCAGCAGCAGCAGUAGUGAUUCAGAUGAGGAGGCAGCAGCUCCACCCAAAAAGGCUGUACUGAAGAAACCAACUUCAUCCAAGACCCCUGUGAAACCUGCCCAGGAGAGUUCUAGCAGUGAAGAUUCCUCCAGUGAGGAAGAAGAGGAUCAGAAGCAGAAGAAAAAAUCUGUCAGGGCCAAGCAAGCAGGUCCAUAUAGCUCUGUCCCUCCACCCCCUUGCACCCAGCCAAAGAAGGUGGGAGGGGAUCAGCCACCUAAGAAGAAGGUGGGAGGAGACCAGCCACCUAAGAAGAAGGUAGGAGGGGACCAGCCUUCCAAGAAGGUAACAGUCACUCAGCCCCCCAAGAAGAAAGAAGAAAGCAGUGACUCUUCUGAUAGCAGUGAGGACAGCAGCGAUGAGGAGGAGGCAGCUACUGCGGAACAGGCCAAAGUUGCCACACCUAAGGCUACACCAGCCAAGGCCACACCAGCCAAGGCCACACCAGCCAAGGCCACACCAGCUAAGGCCACACCAGCCAAGACUGCAACAAACAAGACCACAGGAAAGGAGUCCAGUUCAGACAGUGACUCAGAUUCCAGCUCUGAGGAGGAAGAGAAGAAACCUUCCCAGAAGGCAGCCCCUAAACCUGCUGUUGCUGUUAAGUCUACUCCCAAGCAAGCUGUGACUACAAAGGCUGCUGAGGACUCUUCAGACAGCUCAGACUCUGAUAGCUCUGAGGAUGAAGCAUCAGCCAAGCCAGCCUCCGGUAAAAAGCCAGCCCCCAGUCCAAAGGCUUUGCCCAGGAAAGCUGAUAGCAGCUCGAGUGAGGAGGACAGCAGUUCUAGUGAGGAAGAGAAGAAGCCAGUGACAAAGGCUGCAGCAGCUGUCCCCAAACCUAAGGUGGGGGUCAAGGGAACUCCAUCUCCAGGGGCCAAAGUAGCUCCCCAGGAGAGCAGUUCAGAUUCAGAAAGCUCCAGCAGUGAAGAGGAUGAGCCAUCAAGCAAUGUGACUAAAUCCAAGGUGGGGACCACAGUUGUUCCUAAACCUGCCUCAGCAAAAAAAUCUAAGGCCAAGAGUAGUUCUGACAGCUCCAGCGAAGAAGAGGAACAACCAAAACUUAAAAAGAGCUCUAGUCUAGUGACCAAUGGGUCCUGCCCUCCAACACCUCAGAAUGGGAAGACUGGUGCAUCUGUGGAUGAGAAGGAAGAGGAGAUGGCAGCCAAGCCAGUAGGCUCUGGGAAGAAGCGGAAAAAGGAUGCUAGCCCUGGCCAAGAGGCCACUCCCCCUAAGGUGAAGAAACAAAGGCCUCAGACCCCGAACACAGUUCCCCAAACAAAGAAGGGAGAGAAAAGGGCAUCCUCACCUUUCCGAAGAGUCAAGUCAGAAGAAGUUGAAGUGGAUUCUCGGGUGGCUGACAAUUCCUUUGAUGCCAAAAGGGGUGCAGCUGGAGAUUGGGGAGAGAAAGCAAACGAGGUCCUGAAGUUCACCAAAGGCAAGUCUUUUCGACAUGAGAAGACUAAGAAGAAGAGGGGCAGCUACCGGGGUGGUGCCAUUUCCACCCAAGUCAACUCUGUUAAGUUCGAAAGUGACUGAAUGGAGAGACUUUGACUCUGGAGCCUAGGGCCUAGCACCCAGUUCUAUUUCUGGGAUUGGUUGGCUCGGGCUAGUGACUGCUCCCUCAGCCGUAGUCCAGACUUGGCCGUGGACAGGUUUUCAAUGAGGAUCCUUUGGGGAGUGGGUGGGUGGUGGGACAGGAAAGUAAGUUGAGGGAAGUAUUCUUCCAGAAGUGUGUUGCUUAGUUGUCCCCUCAAUCCUCUGAAAUGCAAAUAUAACUCAACCUCACUUGAGAAGUCCCUGAAAGGUUGUAUGUGAAGCAAAAAUUUGUAAUUUUAUAUUGAAUCAUAUUUUCCUAUUGAUUAACAUAACUUGCCAGAGAGACACUCCCACAGGUAACAUUUUGACCCAAUAGACUUGGUUAAAAGACUCAAUUGAGCACCCAUAAUAUUUUGGAUGAUUUUAGUUUGGGGGUAGGGUGGACAACCUAUCUUAGGAGAAGCUCACCUCCAAGUUGGCUGUAGGAGGGGAGUUUCUCAAAAAAAAAUAUUGUAAAACUGUCAACAUAGUUCUAAAGAGGGAAUAGUGACCUGCAUCUGCACCAUCCAAAUCGGAGAGCUUUGGAGUUUUGAAAUACUAUUCAUCUCAAGAGGCUACUUGUCAGUUUACUCAUUCUGGAUGUUUAUAAUCCCCUACAAACUUCAUAGGGAGCCAACAAAGGAACAACUGACAAUAAGUAACACCCCCAGGUUUAUUUAUUUCAUUGAGUUAUGACUAUCCAUGCCAUUUCACAAGAUCUUCCAUUUAGAGCUGGGAGGGAGCUCAGAGGUCACCUAGUCCUACCCUCUCUUCCCUCCUUUCCCAGAUGAGGGGAUGGAGACUCUUAGAGCCUAAGUGAUUGGGCAGCAGUCACCUAGAUAGUAAAUGCAGAGCCAGUAACAGAACUCAUAUCCACUUACUUCGAAUCUACUCUAGCACUCUACCUCCCAUUUCUUCAGGUCUUCAGCCAAACUCAUUGGCCACAAGAAUCCUGUGAAUGUACUCCUUUGAUCAUAAUUUGGAUCAUGAUCUGGUGAACUUCAAGGGCCCCCUUUUUUCAUCCUAGAAUCCUGUGGUAGACCAUUGCUGAAGAGAGUCAGGAUGUACAUAGGUUGGUGGCUCCAUCAUGUCCUGAUGAUAAUCUUGCUUUCACUUAGUGUCCCCUUAGUAUCACAUUGAUCAAUUGUUCAGUGUGUACGAGUGAUUUCUUAACAUCCUCAGACUGUUCACACUAUUAAAAGUUGCACAGCCUUCUAAAUAUAACUAAACUUUCAAAAAGUCAUUCAGAAAAAAAAAUAUAAAUAUAACUAUUUGGUAGGGAGGAGAAAGGUAUAAGACUUUAUUCACUAUCCUAGAAUGUAUGAUUUUUGUGUUUUGGAGGGGCUGGGAGGAAAUGAAAGAACAUUUUCAGUGGAAGAGUCUGUAUACUUGUCCUCUAGAACAUAGCUCUCUGUAGUGAACUGACUAGAUACAUACUAGUAUGGGGUAGGAAGUUCAUUCUGCUGUUGGUUCAAUUGGUAUCGGAAAUGGGGAGCAGUUCAUUAGAAUGCUAUUUUUGUUGUCCCUUAAGUUGUCUGUGAUAAUCCAGUACUUGGUCUUUGCCUUUGAGUAGAUAAUAAUUAUUUACAAUUUUUGUCAUUUCCUUCCCCAGCUCAUUUUACAGAUUUGGAAACUGAGGCAGUUAAGGGACUUGCCCAGGGGCACACAGCAGGUGGCCGAGGUAGGAUUUGAACUCAGGUCUUCUGGACUCCAGGCCUAGAGCUCUCUGCUGUGCCACCUAGCUGCCCCUUAUGAGUAUAUAGCCAGCAUUUGCUAAAGUAUGUUUUCUAGCAAGCUCUUUUCCUCCCAUGACUAAUGAACUUUCAUCCUAACUGCAAUUAAUGUGUUGAUUGCAAAUGGUUCUUAUCUGCUCAAUAAAAUAAGAUUUCGUAAGAUAA